AUGGAAGGUUUUCAACUGCUAUGCAAGUGGAAGAAGGAAAUACACGAAGCGAACAAAGGGUUGCAGCAUCCAGUUCUUUGUCUUCGUCAUUUGAUUGGAAUACUUUCCNAAGAGACCGUUGUGGUCUUUCUGAAGAAGAUGUUGCCUAUUGUUUGCCCAAGCUGUCCUUCANAGGAANGANAGAUUNGAGUGGCGNGACAACAGAGUUUCUUUNGAAGUGCGGUAUCGAUAGUCCUUCACNAAGAUUGCGAAUUAUGUNAGGAAUACGACAGCUUUNAGCAAAGUAGCUUUUAUGGACUAGUUUGUGGUAUGCCCAUGAUUUCCCUGUAGAAGAUGAUGGAAGCCUUAUAGAAGUCGUAGUCCUAAUAAAGACAUGUAAUUUUUG
Messenger RNA from Galdieria sulphuraria, 385 nucleotides. RefSeq names its product archaeal ATPase. Lineage: Eukaryota; Rhodophyta; Bangiophyceae; Galdieriales; Galdieriaceae. The annotation marks the transcript as partial. The transcript has a single exon. The record is from RefSeq and is a predicted model, not a curated record.